UAUUAAAAUCUUCCCACCAUUUCAUCUCACAAACCUUCUGAUGACCAGAAGAAAGAGAGAUAUUGAUUACUAAUAAGUCCAUCAAAAUCCUUCUAUUCAGAACCAACUUGAGAGAGUUUCAUGUAAAGUUGAGAACAUAAACAGCUCCUGCUGCAAUUUUCCAAACUGGUCUUCUUUGAUUCCCAGCUCAAGAAGCCAAAUAUUCCAUGCCUUCAAUGCUUCUUUGUUGUUCCCUCUCUUUAUGAUUUGUCUUUGCUGGUCUUUAUCCUUUCUUGUCUCCUUCCUCCAUUCCCAUUGAUUAAAUCCUUUUAAUGCCGCAGUUUAGAUUGGUUUCUCCAAGGUUUGAUUACCUCAGCUUGUCUUAAGCCAUGGGGAGUGUUGUUCUCUCGAAACAAAGGAGUAAAAAGGAAGAGAAAGGGAAGGAUAAAAUGCCCCGUGUAUGGGUUUCUCUCAAGAGAUCUCUCCACUGUAAGCCAGAGCCAGGUGAAGUACUUGAUCCAGAAGCUAGAGGCCAUGUUGGUUCCAUCCUCAACAGGAGACUUAGUAGGUCUGGCUGCUCAAGAUCCAUAGCCAAUCUCAAGGAUGUUAUCCAUGGAAGUAAAAGGCACUUGGAAAGACCGCAAAGUUGCAGUCCAAGAUCGAUAGGAAGUAGCGAGUUUCUCAAUCCAAUAACACAUGAAGUCAUUCUGAGCAAUUCCAAGUGUGAGCUAAGGAUUACUGGCUUCAAUGGCUGCUAUGAGGGAGAUACUGAGGGGAUGAGUUCUACCUUCGUGGGCACUCUGAGGCCAGGGACUCCAGGGCCUUUGGGGCAUUUGAGAGGGGUGGGUACUCUCACUCCUCCAAGAAGAUCACCUACUGUGUUGGUUGGUAAGAGAGAGGGCAAUGGAUUUGGGGGAUCAAGUCUUGCUGGUUCUAUAGGUGGAAAUAAUGGAACUGAAAUAGGAUUUCAUGGCGUUUCUACACCCAGGACUUCAGUUGAGUAUGCUUCUUUUAGACUGGCUUGUCAUAAAUGUGGAGAGAAGCUUCUCAAGUUUGAUGACUUGGAAGCUCAUCAUUUAUCCAAACAUGCAGUUACUGAACUAGUAGAAGGAGACUCCUCCAGAAAAAUAGUGGAAAUAAUCUGCAGAACAAGCUUGUUAAAAUCUGAAACCCAUUGUGACCGAAUUGAUCGAAUCUUCAAAGUCCACAACACCCAGAAAACUCUCGCUCGCUUCGAAGAACAUCGAGAAAUGAUAAAGAACAAAGUCAGCAAACUUCCUAAGAAGCAUCCUCGCUGCCUUGCUGAUGGAAAUGAGCUGUUGAGAUUCCAUGGCACAACAAUUGCCUGCAAUCUCGGCAUUAAUGGCUCUUCAAGCCUCUGUGUUUCAGAGAAAUGCAGAGUUUGUGAUAUCAUAAGGCAUGGAUUCUCUGCAAAGGAGCUGAAGGGAGGAUUUGGAGUCUUCACAACUUCAACCAGUGCAAGAGCAAUUGAUUCGAUUGAGCUAUAUCAUAAUGAUUGUUCAAUAAAGAAGGCCCUGCUGGUUUGCCGAGUUAUUGCAGGGAGAGUCCACAGGCCAUUAGACAACUUCCAGGAGAUUUCAGGUCAAUCUGGAUUUGAUUCUUUUGCUGGAAAAGUUGGUCUCUAUUCCAACAUUGAAGAGCUCUAUUUGCUAAAUCCUCAAGCUCUUCUACCUUGUUUUGUGGUAAUUUUUAAGGCUUAAACGAGUUUAGUAGUUUUUGUUUACUGUAAUAUUUAUUUAAGAUUUGAAACCACUGUUUCAGCUAUUUUGAAUAACGGUCAAAUUUCAUCUAAAGAACUAUCAGAUCUCUGCUUCACA
Molecule: messenger RNA, 1817 nt
Organism: Dendrobium catenatum
Lineage: Eukaryota; Viridiplantae; Streptophyta; Magnoliopsida; Asparagales; Orchidaceae
Exons: 2
Coding region: 369-1700 (443 amino acids)
Source: RefSeq, a predicted model, not a curated record